AUGGGCGCCAUGAGGAAACUACUGAUUGCUGCUGCUGUUGCUGCUCUUGCAGUGUUUGCGGCAAACACGUACACGCGAAUGAAGGUUAUGAUGCUUGUGUCCAGAGAGGUGACCGUGAAACACCGCAACUGUCAGUAUUUACAGAAUAUCGAAUGUGGGGCAGAGGAUAUCACGAUCCUGAAAGAUGGACUGGCCUUCUUCAGCUCGGGGUUAAAGUUUCCUGAAGUGCCUUCAUUCUGCGAUGGACCGGGGAAGAUGUAUGUCGUGGAUAUGCUGCACCCGAAGCCGACGCCGGUGGAGCUGCAGAUCAAAGGCGAGCUGGACCUCAGUUCGUUCAACCCUCACGGCAUCAGUGUGUACACGGAUGAAGCAGAUGACUCCAUAUACGUGUUUGUCGUCAAUCAUCCUCACAGCAACAGCCAGAUAGAGAUCUUUCGUUUUGCUGAGGAGGACACCCUUGUGCACCUAAAGACCAUCAGCCACCCUUUACUCCCCUCCGUAAAUGACAUCGUUGCAGUCGGGAAGGAGAGCUUCUACGCCUCAAACGACCAAUACUUUCCCAGUCGUACGCUUCACCUUCUGACCCUCUUGUUGGGCGUGCCCAUGUGCGAGGUGGUGUACUACAGUCCCGGUGACGUGAGGGUGGUGGCCGGUGGCAUCCUGUCUGGAAAUGGCAUCAAUUUGUCUCUUGACAAACGGUAUAUUUAUGUUUCAGAUAUCGCAGACCAUGACAUAGACGUUUUUGAGAGAAAGAAAGGGGAGCAGUUAGUGUAUAUUAAGUCUGUCGCCGUUGGAUCACUUUGUGAUAACAUCGAGGUGGACCACAGGACAGGUGACCUUUGGAUGGGCUGUCAUCCAAAUCCCAUGAAGCUGUUCAGCUCUGACCCGAAAGAUCCACCUGGUUCUGAGAUCAUCAGGAUCCAGAACAUUCACUCGCAGCAUCCAGUGGUGACUGUGGAGUACGUCGACGACGGCCACGUGCUCAUGGGCUCCACUGUUGCGGCUCCCUAUGAGGGAAGGUUGCUCGUUGGCACCAUCUUCCACAAAGCUCUGUACUGUGACUUGAGAUAGUUUGCAGAUCGUGUACUGUGUCUAUCGUUGUUACAGUAACGAACAGUCUGCAUGGGUACAGGAGUAAAAAAAAAAAAAA
Messenger RNA from Stegastes partitus (bicolor damselfish), 1150 nucleotides. Its product is annotated as serum paraoxonase/arylesterase 2-like. NCBI's taxonomy places the organism in Eukaryota, Metazoa, Chordata, Actinopteri, Pomacentridae. Bases 1 to 1071 code for a protein of 356 amino acids. Gene Ontology annotation, molecular function: arylesterase activity. The record is from RefSeq and is a predicted model, not a curated record. The transcript is spliced from 9 exons.